CUGGGAAAACGCUUGGUCUCUGCUGAGGAUGGACGGGACUGACCCGCAGGAGGAGGGGGAGCCGAUGUCCCCUGACCCGAUGUCAGGGUCGAAGUUCACUGUGGUGGACUAUGGGGUGUUCGGGCUGCUGCUGGUGGUGUCGGCGGGUAUCGGGGUGUACAGUGCCUUGAGAGGCCGCGGCGUCAGCUCCACCCAGCAGUACCUGCUCGGGGGUCGCCACAUGCCCGUCCUCCCCGUGGCUCUCUCGCUCCUCGGGGGAGCUAUAUCCGCGAUAUCAAUACUUGGUAACGCCACGGAGAUGUACUUCUACGGUACGCAGCUGACGAUGAGCCUGUUUGGUAACAUAUUUGGCGUACUGAUGAUCAGGAACGUUAUAUUACCGGUCCUGUACCCUCUCCAUCUCGUCUCCAUAUUUGAGUACAUAGAAAUGCGGUUCCAGUCACGAACGCUGCGCAAGACGGCGACAGUAAUUCAGGUACUGGCAUCGUUCGUGUACUCUGGGAUAUGCCUGUACGCGCCUUCCAUCACCCUAUCCUCCGUCACCAGCCUCCCCAUCUGGGCCUCCAUCGUCACAAUGGGCCUCGUCUGCGCCUUCUACACUACCAUCGGCGGGGUGAAGGCGGUGGUGUACACAGACGUGGUACAGACGCUGCUGAUGUUCGGUGGCGUGUUGGUGGUGUCCGUGAUCUGCUGCCUGGACUUGGGCGGCCCCGCAGGCGUCUGGGAUAUCGCUGACCAAGGAGGACGCAUUGAGUUCUUCAACACGGACCCGAGCCCCUUCGUGCGUAACACUCUCUGGUCGACGCAGGUGUUGGGGAUGUACUUUACUAUAAGUUUAGCUGGCAUCAACCAGGCGCAGUUCCAGAGGUUCAUCUCCGUCAAGAGUCUCCAGCUCUCCCAGUCCUUGUGCAUGUUGUUCAUAGUGGGUUCGUUGAUGCUGUGGAGUGUCUUCUAUAUCUCCGGCCUCGUCGCUUAUGCCGUGUAUAGCGACUGUGAUCCGCUCACCUCGGGAAGAAUUGAAAAGCCUGACCAGAUCAUGCCUUACCUGGUGGCGGACAAGCUGAGGCACCUGAAGGGUAUGUCUGGCCUGUUUGUGGCCGCGGUGUAUGGCGGCGCCCUCAGUUCGCUGUCAUCACAGGGGAAUUCAAUAGCCUGCGUCAUCUGGGUGGACUUCCUCAAGGACAGACCAAACUUUAAGAACAUCAGCAAUCGCAACUCCACCAACAUUGUCAAGCUCUUGUCAACCAUCACAGGAGUGGUGGCCAUAUUCCUGGGGCUGCUGGUGGGCAAUCUGGGCACCAUCUUCCACGUGACGAAUGCGCUGAUGAGUGUUAUUAGGGGCCCCCUCAUUGGCAUGUUCUUGGUGGGUAUCUGUGCUCCAUGGGUCAGUAAAAAGGGCGCCGUGGUGGGCUUCUUCCUGGCAAACGUGUUCAGCGUGUGGCUGAUGGUUGGCAAGUUUAUGAGAGGUGGCGGCAGCCCAGAGCAACUGCCCCUCUCCACUCACGGCUGUCCGGAGAGUCUACAUAAUAAUACACUCAGCGUCAGCCUCAAUCACACCCUCUUCACCGUCAUCGACUCCGACUUCGGCAUCCUCAACCACACACGCACCCUUGCACCUAACCAUCGUUGA
Molecule: messenger RNA, 1630 nt
Organism: Procambarus clarkii (red swamp crayfish)
Lineage: Eukaryota; Metazoa; Arthropoda; Malacostraca; Decapoda; Cambaridae
Source: RefSeq, a predicted model, not a curated record